Bubalus bubalis (water buffalo) is the source of this 880-nucleotide messenger RNA. RefSeq names its product protein crumbs homolog 3-like. The record is from RefSeq and is a predicted model, not a curated record. Bases 60 to 431 code for a protein of 123 amino acids. The transcript has a single exon. Lineage: Eukaryota; Metazoa; Chordata; Mammalia; Artiodactyla; Bovidae.
GGUAGGAGCGGCCCCCGCGACAAGCCCCUUCCCUGUGCCACCAGCCUGUCACCCAGCCCAUGGCGAGCCCGAGCCUGGAGCCGCUUCUGGCGCUCAGCCUGCCACUGCUGCUGGCCCACUGGGGCCGGGUUGGGGGGCAAGUUUCUACGACCUCGACAAGUGUGAACACCACCGCUACACCCUCUGGCCCCAGCCCUGGUUCCAAUGGAGCCCUGUCACAGGAGGCAACCACCACCAUCAUCGUGGUUUUCUCUCUCCUGGCUGCCCUGCUCCUGGCUGUGGAUCUGGCCCUGCUGGUGUGGAAGCUACGGGAGAAGAGGCAAACGGAGGGCACCUACCGGCCCAGCAGUGAGGAGCAGUUCUCCCACGCAGCUGAGGCCCGGGCUCCCCAGGACUCCAAGGAGAUGGUGCGGGGCUGCCUGCUCAUCUAGGUCCCCUUCCUCUACCCAUCACCAUUCUUGGUUGUGUGACCUUGGGGGAAGGCAGAGCCCUCUCUGGGCAAUCAAACCCACCCAGUCCAGUGCUUAACAAUACAAGGGAAGAAGGUGCUUCUAAGACUGUGCCCUUGAUGGCAGGGGACACUGAGGCUGCUCACUUUACACAUGUAUCUAUAUAGUGGGUGGUGAGAUAUUAUAAGACCUUCCUGUGGGCUGGUAGGAGUAGGAAUUAGCCUAGAUGAAGGAGACUCCUACAGGGCACAUAGGCUGUUGGGAGAGGAAUUCUAAGUUCUCGAGGGCCCUAGGGGCUGGGAGGGCUUCCUGGAAGGGAGGGGCUUUUAGCUGCACCUAAGAGCCAGCCUGAGGUUGCCUCAGGAGGGGAGGUGGUGAGUGGUGUGGGUUUCUGAGCAAAAGAGGGCUCCCAGAUAAACUCAUCAGGAAAA